Messenger RNA from Anopheles aquasalis, 2486 nucleotides. RefSeq lists its product as uncharacterized. The record is from RefSeq and is a predicted model, not a curated record. Lineage: Eukaryota; Metazoa; Arthropoda; Insecta; Diptera; Culicidae.
UUUCAGGUCCUAUGGCUAAUGGUUUAGCAACCCUUUCCUAAUUGUCCCUCCAGUUGUUGGUUCCCUUGUUGUUCCUUUGUCAUUUUUUUUUAUUUGCGCGAUAUCAAUUCCGGUUUGAUUCCGGAACUAAAACCACCUGUCGUAGCUCAAUGGACAUCGCACAACAGCCAUUCUCCUGCAUUUCUAUCAGCUCCGUUACUCCGUUCUGUCAAUGGGAAGGAUCUUCCGUUGGGGUGGGAUGAGAUGUUUUAUUUAAAGGAAAAGUGUUGGAAAUAUUCGUGUGUUUAAGAUGAAAAUGAUAAUGUCAUUGAAUAGUGCGGAGUAAGUACUUUUCGUAUAAUUUUAGUGGUGGAGGAUUGAUUUUUAUACUUACUCUACGUAAACAUGUCGCCGGCAAGAAGUUUUGCGAUGAUGUUAUGGGCUCGUUGGUUGAAAGUAGAAGUAGAGCUUGGAGGCACUCAGCUUUUCGAUAAAAUGACUCACAUCCACGUAUUUCCACAGUAUUAAAGUGUGUUAAGUGCAAGUAGCAGCAAGAGAACAUCUCACCGUACACAACUAAGUAGCGUAUACAGCUUGUAGAUGAGUAUUGAUAAGUAGUACAUGCGAGAGAAGGAAUAAUGUGGCUAACCGUAGCGUAAUGUGGUGGGGUUUUAUUUUCUUCCCUUUUUCCUCGAAACCAUCUCGACCGUUUGUCAUCUAUUUGUACCUAUUUUGUCACCGGAAGACACGGAACGGCGUCAGCUUCCGCAGACUCAUAGUUUGUCAUCAUAUACAGGAUACCAUACGCCAAUUGAGGACGAACUGGCAGCCAAUUCGAUGUUUAUCGAGGGCGAAGGUCUGUCAGAGAUGCCAUCGGACAACGGUGGUCUUACGGUGGGACGAGGAUCGUACCAAACGCAGGUACCUUCACCCAGUUCUGCUCUGAUGACCGUCUCGUUGGAUGCAUACUUGGAUCCACAGCGAAUGUCGUUCGAUUCGCCGAACGAUCUCCUGGCACGCGUUUGCAGUCCGGACGAUACGUUCCCCGUUUUCUCACCACCACCAUUUGAAAGAGACCAUCAUGCUCCCGUGACGAGCACGGUUCCUGUCUCUGCGAACACGUUGAUGCCUCCCAGCAAGACGGCUCUUCAACAGCGACAGCAUCGCCGACAAUCGAGUUUGAAUGCCGUGUCGUGGCCCGCGAACCAUGAGCUGACGGUUAGUCCGAAAAUGCCGCACCGUAUCGUUGGCCAAGCAAACGAAGAUAUUGGCGGUGAUUUAGAUGGUAACCAGCAGCAACCCCUCGCUCAAUCACCACGAUCACCGCGUUCUCCUAGAUCGACCACAUUUGCUCCGAUUCAACCGAUGCAUCGUCAUCGGCGGAUAUCGAGCACGGGUUCGGGAUCCGCGAUACCGGAUGAAGCGGUUACCGGGCACGAUGCCGUUGGUGCUGCUCGUCGUCGAUCUAGCUUUCUAGUGUCACUUUACGUAGACGAUGAUACGCGGUACGACGAAGUAACGAACACUGCAAACGGGGGUUACUCGCGAAGACGAUCGCGAUCGCGUAGCUUCUGGGGUCCGGUUGGUGAAGCGGGACUGAGAGACUCGAUACGUUCUGCUCGUUCACGAUCACCGGUGUCCCAUCAUGAGUGUAACUAUCCUUUACUACUCUUCAUUCUCCAUAGCCAGUUACCUCUAGUCGUGUCUAUCGUCAAUGUGCGCGUGACCUUCAAUAUUUCAAUUACGCUUUACCUUCUCUAACCAAAAUUGAUCCUCGCUAUGUCGCUUUCGUUCCGUUAGCAAUUCGACGUUCUGCUUCAACCUUUUCUUUUUAAAAUUUAUGUCAACUCACACACGCCGCUCUGCUUACUCGUCCUUACUGCACACUGUCAUCGACAGAAUCUCAUUCCUCCCUUGAUCCUCUUUGAGGAACUUUGACGAUUGUCCCAGAGGUAAGAGACUUUUUGCUACGUUCCGUUUCAAAAGCCUUCUGUGUUUAGAUAUAGAUUUUGUAUAUUUAAUGAUGUAAAUAAUGCAGCAAAUAAAAUAAAACUCGCUCCCGUUUCGGGCAGUUCUGCCCGCGUGUGUUGUUUUACUCUGUCAAUCAUUAAUCGCGUUCGUUAAGGAUUGUACGACCGUCGUGCAGUCGAUUCGCCUUCGCCACAACCAGAUGAAGCAGAAGAGGAAGUGAUGUGUAUAUAGUUCUUAACAAUUAGCUCGUAAAUAGCUUUUGAACGUGUCUUACCGACUCUAUCGAUAAGGUGCAACCGUUCGCUCUAAUAUGUACAAUCAUCUGCAGCCAAAUCCGUUGGUCCGCCAGCGAUCACGGAUUACGUUUACAGGAUCCAUGUUCCGUUUUGUAUUCAUGAAUAAUCGCACGUUUUUCUCGACACUGACUGACCAACAGCAUCCAACUUGCCUGAGUUGCCGCCAUAAAAUCCUUUCUGUAUCCUUCGAAUGCUGUCCAUUCCUUUUCUGUUCUCUUUACGUUUUCAUCCACUCGGUUU